GUACUUUAAAUCUUAUUCAAGUUGUUUUGCAUGGGAUCACCUGCUAAGUAGGAAAAAUGACUACUCCAAUGUUCGGAUGCAUAGUUCCUGGCAGACUGAAAAAGAGCUGCAUUUCAGCUGCAUGCUGGUUAAUGAUUUCAGCUGCAUGCUGGUUGUUGAUUUCAGCUACAUGUUGGUUUCUGAUUGGUUAAGCAUUUGUUUAUAUGAUUUAAAAUCAUUUUCUCAAAGUGCAGUUUGUCUAUCAACAAAUAAGCGAUGCUCAAAUUGUUUUUCUUCUACCAAAUUGUGAAAGCAUUAAUCAUUUAGUAAUUUUUUUAACUGGAAGUCAACCUUUCCCUGAAGGUUAUGCUGCUUCUAUCUACUUAUGCUGGCCAAAUUCUGAGGUAGCAUGGCAUAUGUUAGGUUUUGUUUCAAAUGAUAAACCUAGCGCUGUGUUUAAAAUUGCCAAGAGAUAAUGAAUAAUGUUGUUAAAGAGAAAAAAAAGCCUUUGCCAUUACCUGCUCAAAGAUUUAUACCAAAAGAUGAAAACAUACCAACAAAUUUUUUAAAAAAUGAUAUUCUUAGUAAACAAAAUAGCCAUCCUGGAUAUAACAAUAAAUCUGACAAUAUAAAUGAAAAUAAAAAGGGUAGAGAACCUAAUGUACCUUUUAUAAAACCAAAAACAGAAAUGUGCAAUGUGCCUAAUGAAAAUCUUUUUAAAAACCAAAACAAGGAAAACUUAAUUCAGGAUGAAAAAAUUAAACAGAAAGGUUUUAGUGAAAAUUCUAAAUUGUUAACAACAAUCUUUGAAACAAAUAAAAAUGUUAAUGAAGAUUCUAUUACCAACAAUUUUCAAGAAGAUUGGUUUGCUAAAAAAAAAGUAAGCAGAGCAAAUGACCAUCAUGACAAUUUUUUAAAUUCAAAAAAUGCUGUGCCGUCAAGUAACUUAAACAAAAUCAAAAGUGUUUCUUCUCCAUCUUUAUUAAGUUCUCGCGAUAUGCCUGAUGGUGGUAUAAAUGAGCUUGAUUUAGUACAUAAAGAAAAAAGAUCUUACAUUAGAAAUGGUAGAUUAGUGCAGAAAAUAAAAGGAAAACAAAAUCGUAAAGACAAGUGUGUAAGUUUAUUUGAAGUUAAUGAGCCAUUCAACAACCAUAGCAGCAGAUUAUUUAAAGAGCCUAUGCUUAAACAAGAUCAUAUGUUGACAAAGGUUUCUGAACACUUAGUAGAAGGUAAACCUGAAUGGUUUGAUCAUGUGCUCGUUAUCACCUUGAAAAAAGGUAACAAUGAGAAUCUUACACCAUUUAUUUCGUUUCAAUUUCCUCCUCAGAUUGAUGAAGUAACCUCUUCAGCUUUAAAUCAAAGAAUUAAGAGUAUUCCCCAAUUUUGUUUUCCUGAUAGUAGUUUUGUAUCAAGUUUUAAUAAAAGUGAAACAUUUUCAUUUGUACUGACAGAUGAAAUUGGUGGAAGAGUGUUUGGUUAUUGUAGACUGAUACAGGCUUCCACAGAAAAAUAUCCAGAAGUUUAUUGUAUUGUUAGUCCACAUGGUUUGUUUGCUUUAUAUUCACAGGUUUUAGAUGAAGUUGAAAAGCAGAGACAGUAUUCUUCAUCUGCUGUGUUUUCCUUUUUAAAAGCUGUUAUUUCCCAUCCUUUACCUAAACCAGCAGAAACAAUAACUGUGUCAUACUUUUCUCCAGGUGGAGCUGGAAGAAAACAUCUAGACUUGUUCAGACCUUCUGAUUCAGCAAUACAUGAGCAUGUCAAUUUGUGGAAUUUAUUUUCUACUUUGCCUAUUCUUAUGAUAAUUCGCAUUUUGGGUUGCUUGCUUGUUGAGCAAAAAGUUGUUUUAGUUUCAGCUUCUUUAAGUUUACUUUCAUCUUGUUGUCAUGGGUUUAUAUCAUUGAUGUACCCUUUUGAAUGGGAGCAUACUUACAUCCCUGUUCUCCCUACAAAAUUAAUUGAAAUAGUUUGUUUACCUUCGCCUUAUCUGAUAGGAGUAUUGCCAAGUGCUAUUGUAGAGAUGAAUGAUUUACCUGUUGAAGAAGUUAUUGUUAUUGAUCUAGAUGAAAAGAAGAUUUUAUGUGAAAGUCAUCACAAAAGUGUUUUUCCUAAGCAAAUCAUCCAAGAUAUUUCUCACACUAUGGAUGAAGUUCAAAAAAGUUUUUACAAUUUAACAAACAUUAGUGAUAAUGAGACGAAAAUGAGAAACAAAAUAAUCACAGAAGUUUUUGUUGAAUUUUAUUUACAGUUGAUUGGACAUUUUGAAAAAUUUUACAUUUGCAAUGAGGCUGGUCAAGAAAUAUUUUCAUCAAAACAGUUCUACAAAGCAUCUCAAUCCAGAGAACAUAAACAAUUUUUAAAAAUGUUUGUUGCAACUCAAGCAUUUAAACAGUUUACUUCUAAAAGAAAGAAAUAUGGGCCUGCUUAUGGGUUGUUUGAAGAUUGUUUUUUUGAAUGGAAACUAAAAAGGCGGAAUGAAAACUUGACAUACGGUUCAAAGUUCAAAGACUUUUUAUCAAUUUUGAAAUUAAAAGCUAAACCGAAUUAAGUUAUCUACGCUGUUUAUCUUAAACCGGACAUAAAUUGUUUUUGGAAAUCUAUAAAAUUCUGUUCAAAUAUACAAGUGGUCGUGAGUUUGCGAAGUUUUCUAUUUUUAAACAAUAAUGGUUUGUAAUAAUUUAAUAUCUCACGUUUUUUUAAUAGUAUAUUUUAUCACGUAUUUUUACAGUGAAAGGUUAUUUAAUAUAUAAGUAUAAAUCUUGAAAAUAUUAGAAAAGCUGUUUUUGGAUAUCUAUAAAAUUUUGUUCAAAUAUACAAGCGGUCGUAAGCUUGCGAAGUUUACUAUUUUUAAUAUGGUUUGCAAUAAUUUAAUAUCUCACGUUUUUUUAUUAGUACAUUUAUCAUGUAUUUUUAUAGUGAAAUGUUAUUUAAUAUAUAAGUAAAGAUCUUGAAAUUUGUAAUAAAAUUUGGUUUUAAAUUUAGUAUGAGUGUUGCAUAGUAUAGUUGCAUAGUGUGACAUGUUAAACGCUGUUAUAUAAAGGCAAAUUCGUCACGUAGUGCCGAAAAGAAAAAAAUUAACAUUUGUUUUAAAAGUUUGACAAUUUUGUGAAAAAUACCAAGACUUUACCGAAAACAAAUAUCCAUCGGUAAUUCUGCAUUCGUUGGUAAUUCUGCAUCCGUCGGUAAUUCUGAUGUCAAAAUCUUUUUUCUGAAUAGGUAUUAUAAAUAGGGUAAAAGACCCAGUGUUCGCCAUGUGAUCUAGUCUUCGCCACUUAAUGCAGAACCAAAAACUGUUUGCUGAAAAAAUUCGAAGUUGUAUUUAAAAAAAACUUUCCUUUUUUUUCUUUUUUACGAUAUUAUUAGGAUGCAGAAAUAUCUUGUAAACAUAGAAUUGAUGGAUAAAUUUAAUAGGGUGGGCCGGGUGGCGAACACUGAAAGUACUCCCUUGCUUGUAUUCAUCAAAACCUUUUUUUUAAAAAAUGACUUUUUUCAACUUAUCGCAGAAUAUGAACUCCGUCACAUAUGUCAGUAUGGGUAUGGUUUAAUUUUGAUUAAAAAAUAACCUUGUAAUAAGCAGUUAAAUUUUUUCCAAAAUUGCUUUUAUUAUAUCAGUAUUUCCAUGCUGAGCUUAUUUUUAUUACUAUUUAAAUUUGAUGUCAACUUUUGAAUGUAACUUUUAUUGUUGUUUUGAGUAAAAAAUGGAAUUAUAUUAAAA
Molecule: messenger RNA, 3691 nt
Organism: Hydra vulgaris (swiftwater hydra)
Lineage: Eukaryota; Metazoa; Cnidaria; Hydrozoa; Anthoathecata; Hydridae
Product: DENN domain-containing protein 2B
Source: RefSeq, a predicted model, not a curated record